This is a messenger RNA of Megalops cyprinoides (Indo-Pacific tarpon), 2962 nucleotides long. It is a transcript of the gene nup107, whose product is annotated as nucleoporin 107. Gene Ontology annotation, cellular component: nuclear pore; nuclear pore outer ring. Gene Ontology annotation, biological process: post-transcriptional tethering of RNA polymerase II gene DNA at nuclear periphery; regulation of DNA-templated transcription; mRNA export from nucleus. Gene Ontology annotation, molecular function: structural constituent of nuclear pore. The record is from RefSeq and is a predicted model, not a curated record. Bases 126 to 2882 code for a protein of 918 amino acids. The transcript is spliced from 28 exons. Lineage: Eukaryota; Metazoa; Chordata; Actinopteri; Elopiformes; Megalopidae.
UCGAUUGGUAUGCCCUGGCCGAGCGGGAAUGGGGAAAGCGCAGUUAACUUUAGCUACCUAAUCUUGCUAGCGGACUAGCUAGCUAUCCAAGUGCAUUACGUUGGCUGGAGUUAAAUGCUGGAGCCAUGGACUGGGCCCAAAAUGCGUUGCUGUCACCUAUCGUUCGGGACACCGAGGUGACCCGCGCUGCUCGCAGAAAAAGCAGCCACAAAAAGGUGGCCUUCCCCUCUCCUCACGAUGACUCCCCCAGUGCCAGCAUCACCCCCGCCCGUCCCCUGCUGCGCCACACGCCUGGAUCCCUCUUCAAACAGACGUUCACUCCCAGGAGCGCCCUGAGGAACCCCGACGUGUCGGCCAUCCUGGGGACCGGCAGCAGGUCGCCACGCUACAUCCACACGCCCCGCCCCCUGGGCAUGAGCAUGACUCUGGACGACAGUGACUGGACCAACAGCCCGUACCUCUCCCCUGCGUCGGUGGCGGCAGACGCCAGCAUCACUGACGAGGUCAACAUGAGUUCAGUCAUGCUGAAGGAGGAGGACCCUGGAGAGGCAGCUGCCAUGAGCCUGUUCCCAGAGUUCCUGCAGUCCUAUCUCAGACACUCCUCCAGUGCUGUGUUUGAGCUGCUCGAGGAGUACGAAACCAUCUGUCAAGAUAAGGUGGACGUGCUGCAGAGGCUGGUCCUGAGGGCCACGCCCGGCCAGCAGAAAUUCUCCAAGACCAGCAGCGUCAAGUGGCUGCUGCAGCAGGAGAUGGUGACCUGGCGCCUCGUCACCUCCCUCUACAGGGACAGAAUCCAGACUGCUUUGGAGGAUGACAUCAUGAUGGAUGUGGCGGCUCCUAGUGAGAGUGAGAAGGUGGUGAUGGAGCAGCUCUUCCACAGGGACUCAGUGGUGCGGCAGAGUCAGCUUGUGGUCGAUUGGCUGGAGAGCAUUGCGAAAGAUGAAGUGGCGGAUUUUGCAGACAACAUAGAGUUCCAUGCCAAGUCCGUGUAUUGGGAGAACACCCUACACACCCUGAAGCAGAGAAGAAGUAUCUCCUAUACGGGCUUCAACAGGCCCCUGGUCACUGAGUUGGACCCCGACGCCCCGAUUAGACAGAAGCGCCCACUGGCUGACCUGGACCGGGAGGACGACGCCCGGCUGCUGAAGUACCUGUUCACCCUGGUGCGGGCGGGCAUGACGGAGGAGGCACAGAGGCUCUGUAAGCGCUGUGGUCAGGCCUGGAGGGCAGCGACGCUGGAAGGCUGGAAGCUCUACCACGACCCCAACAUCAACGGAGGAGGGGUGGAGCUGCAGCCCGUGGAGGGGAACCCCCAGCGCUGUGUGUGGAAGGUGUGCUGCUGGAGGUUGGCAGAGGAGGAGCAGUUCAACCGGUACGAACGCGCGAUCUACGCUGCCCUGAGUGGGAACCUCAAACAGCUGCUCCCAGUGUGCGAGUCGUGGGAGGACACGGUGUGGGCGUACCUCCGCGUGCUGGUGGACACGCUGGUGGAGCAGGAGGUGCGCUCCUCUGGCAUGGGGAGCGAGGAGCUGGAGGAGCUGCCGCGGGAGUACCUGGAGGCCAACUGGACUUUGGAGAAGGUGUUUGAGGAGCUGCAAGCCACAGAAUCAAAGAGGGUGCUGGAGGAGACCAAAGAGUUCUAUCACAUCAUCCAGAAGUUCGUCAUCCUGGGGGACCUGGAUGGCCUGGUGGACGAGUUCAGUGAUUGGCUGGCGGGGGGGUCAACACUGCCCGCCCACCUGCUGCGCUUCAUGGCACACCUGCUGCUCUUCUACCGUAGCCUGGGCAUGCAGCUCAAGGAGGAGGUAUCUGUGGAUGUUCUGAAGGCUUACAUACAGCUGCUGGUCAGUAGAAGGCAGGUCGAUCUCAUCGCCUUCUAUGUCAGCCACCUGCCCCCGGACAUGGCGGUGGCCCAGUACGCCCAGUUCCUGGAGUCAGUGACGGAGACGGAGCAGCGCAAGCACUGCCUGGAUCUGGCCCGGGAGGCAGGACUGGAGGUGGCUGCUGUCACUAAGACUCUGGUGGAGAACGUCAGAGAGAGGGACACGGAUGACUUUGCACACCAUGACCUCACCCCUGCAUUGGACACAGGAACCACUGAGGAGGACAUGCGGAAGAUUGAUGUCAUCGACUGGCUGGUGUUUGACCCCUCCCAGCGCGCCGAGGCCCUGAAGCAGAGCAAUGCCAUUAUGAGGAGGUUCCUGGGCUCCAGAAAGCACGAUGCUGCCAAGGCUGUCUUCGCCAAGGUCCCUGAGGACUCCAUGCGAGAGAUCUACAGGCAGUGGGAGGAGCAAGGAAUGGACACGCCCCUGCCCGCCGAGGACGCAAACGCCAUUCGCGAGCACCUCUGCAUCCGUGCCUACUUGGAGGCGCACGAGGCCUUCAAUGAGUGGUUCAAGCACAUGAACUCCCCCCCACAAAAGCCCACGCUCCCUCCCCAGGCCAAGUUCACAGAGAAGGUGGCCCACGACAUGAAAGAGAAGGAGUACAAGAUGGAAUAUGACAACUGGAAGGGCCGUCUGGAGUCCCUGACUGACGAUGUGAAGGAGAGGAUCUACAACGUGCUGCUGUUCGUGGACGGGGGCUGGAUGGUGGACGUCCGGGAGGAUGCGGAGGAGGACCCCGAGCGUUCCCACCAGAUGGCGUUGUUGCGGCGGCUCUGCCUGCCCAUGAUGACCUUCCUGCUGCAGACCGUGCUGCACAGCACAGACCAGCACCAGGAGAGCCUGCGCUUGGCUGACAUCAUCGCCUCCGACCAGCAUCGCCUCUACCAGGUUUUCUCCAAGGAGGAGCUGCGUAAGUUUAUGCAGAAGCUGCGGGAGUCGUCUCUGCUCCUUUUGGAUCGAGGGCUGGACCCGUUGGGCUAUGAGAUCCAGUCCUAACACCUCCCCUGACACCAUGGCUCUGAACAUCUGUCUCUAUUUUGGGUUAUUUUGUAUCUGUGUUUGAAAAUAAAUUUGGG